This is a messenger RNA of Cicer arietinum (chickpea), 730 nucleotides long. NCBI's taxonomy places the organism in Eukaryota, Viridiplantae, Streptophyta, Magnoliopsida, Fabales, Fabaceae. The record is from RefSeq and is a predicted model, not a curated record.
UAGGGUUACGGUUACUUUUAGGGUUGCCUACCUAUCAAUUUAAAAGGUACGGUUACUUUGAAAAAAAGAAAGGAACAAAAAUCCAUAUUAAAUCUAGUGAUUUGAAGAAGUCCUAAUAUUUAAGUGAAAAAAACUCAACGAAGAUCAAGUGAUUCUGAUGGAAGAAUCUAAGUUAUAUGAUCCAAUUAAACUAAGUGAAAAACGCAACCAAGAUCAAAACGAAGAUAAAGUGAUUCUUCAGAUGGAAGAAUUUAAGUCUUGUGAUCUAAUUAAACCAAGAUCCAUUGAAAGUGACAAAGUUAUUCAAAGUGACCGGUAUAUGCAAGUAGUCAUAAUAUCAGGGAUAUUAUGUUCAAUAUUGAUUAUCUUGUCAUCUUACGGUGGUAAAUUCAUGGAAGAACAUUACAUUCUUAUCACAUUAUUUCUCUCUCCUCUUGUUAUAUUUUUUCAUUUACUGAUUGGUGGUGUUAUGAUUGAUCACCCAGUUAACGAUAGCAUCUUUUCGAUUUUAAUCCUAAUAUUGCUAUCAAGUGCAACGUUAAUUAUGGAAGUUAGUCUUUUUCGCAUCUUGAUUCGUCAUUUUGGUCUCAUGGGUCUUCUUGAUUGCAAUCGUUGUUCGGGUUAAUUGGCAAAAGAUGAAAUUCAUACCAACUAUUUGUGUUCUUUCUUUAGUUUGCGAUAUUAUUUUCCUAAUGCACAUUUUUAGUUCUUAAUUUUGUUUUCUUCUUCU